AUGGCCUCUUCCAAGGACACAACAAUGGAUGAUCUUCAACUCACACCAAAUGGUUCUAGACCAAAGAGAAGAACAGCUAAAGUGGACUACACUGAAAAGAAAGAUUAUGAAUUCGAUCUACCCACUGGUUCCGAUUCUUCUCUUAAAGACCAAAGAGAAACUUCAACAGAAAUUCCUGAUUCUAGUGGAUCUAAUGGUUCAGGGAAACAACAAGGACAAAAGAGAAAAUAUGUGCGUAAGAAUCAACAGGGAACUUCAAGUGCUGGUUCAGGUACCACUACAAGAGCUGAUACUCCUAUACAAAACGGUGAUGAAAUAAAUGAUGGUGGAUUCCCAAUGAAUUAUCAACCUAAAAUUAAAGAUCCUUUCUUUUCUCAUAUUUUGGAUUUACAAGGUGCUGUUGUUAAAGAUGGUAUUGAAUUACAAUUAUCAAAUGGUUUUAAAUUGUUUAAAGAUGAUAAUAUUUAUUUGAUUUGUGAGCCUCCUGGUGAACCUUAUUAUGUUGGUCGUAUUAUGGGAUUUGUUAAAAAUAAACAAAAUCAGAUACAGAGUCAGGAGGAAAUCAAAGGGGAAAAUGAUGAUAAUGAAUUGAAAGUCAAGACACGAAAGAAAUAUUCAGUGAUUGAACCUGCUGAAGGUUAUAAAUUUAAAAUUAAUUGGUAUUAUAGAGCAAGAGAUAUUUCAAAACAUUCAACUGAUUCAAGAUUACUAUACGCAUCAAUGCAUUCAGAUACUUGUCCGCUACAAUCUUUCAGAGGGAAAUGUGUUGUUCAACAUAAAGAUGAAAUUGAAGAUUUUGAACAUUUCAAAACAAUACCAAAUCAAUUUUGGUUUGAUAAAUUAUUUGAUAGAUAUAUGAUUAGAUUCUAUGAUGUAUUACCUACAAAAAAUCUUACAAGUUUACCUAAAAAUUAUCAUACUGCACUAAUGAAAAGAUUUGGUUAUAUAUUUGUGGAACAAGGUAAAAGUAAAGAUAUGUUACAAUCACCAAAAAGUUGUGCCAAAUGUAAUCAAUGGUGUAAUCAUAGUGAUUCAAUUCAAUGUUGUGAAUGUAAUGAAAUGUAUCAUAUGCUUUGUUUGGAUCCUCCUUUAUAUAAAAAACCUGCUAGAGGUUUUGCUUGGUCUUGUAUCAAUUGUACCAAAAAAUUAGAAGGUCAAAAAUUAUUACCAAAUACUGAGAUAAGUAAAGAAGAUGACAAUGUUAAGAAUUCCAACAAUCAAUCAAAUAAUUCAAUAGAGAAAAAAUUACCAUCAUAUGAAGAAGCUGCUAUAGUUUUUUUAAGAAAUGAUUCUGAUUUAAAUCAACAAGAAAGAAGAAAUCAAGAAGAAUGGAGUUAUAGAUACUUGGGUAUGCAUGCUAAAUUAGAAGAUGCCUUAGACUUACAAGAUCGUCCUUAUCCAAGAGCCGCUUCAAGAUUAGGUCCUAAGAAUCAAUUAACUGGGAUUCAUGACUGGUACGAUCAUAUUGUGGAAUAUUAUGAUAAUUCUCAAUUAGAUGAACAAUAUCAAAAAAAUAAUGUAUCAUCUUCAUCUUCAUCUUCAAAAAAGAAAAAAAUCGAUGGUAGAAGAAAACAAGGUAAAAUUUCAUCUGAAGAACCUGAAGAGGAUUUAAAACCUUUAAAAGUACCUAAAGAAUAUGAAAAUAUGGAUCCUUCUGAUUUCCCUCCAUGGUUACAAGAAAGACCAAAAGGUUAUAUUGAAAGAGGUGGUGAAGAUACUGUAACUUUACAAUGGAAAAUGCCAGAACAUCUUAAUGAUGUUGAUGAUAAUGAAAUUAAUGAUAAGAUUGAUGAAUAUAUUAAGAAAGCUGCACCAAUUGCUGAAGCAUUAGAUUUAUUACCAAAUACACCAAAUUUCAUGGAUAAAAUUCUUAAAAAUUUAUUAGAUUCAAAUUAUGAUUUUACAAAAGCUGAAACUUUAAAUAAAUUAAUAACAAGAUCAAAUUUAAAAGAACCAACAUUUACAAAUGAAGAAAUUAAAAAAUUUGAAGAUGGUGUUAAAGAAUUUGGUAGUGAAUUAUAUCCAGUUGCUCAAUUAGUUAAAACUCAACCAGUUUCAAUGAUUGUUAGAUUUUAUUAUCUUUGGAAAAAAACUAAAAAUGGUCAUUUAAUUUGGGAUAAUUAUGAAGGUCGUAAAAAGACAAAAGCUAAGAAAAAUUUAAAUGAAGAAGAAAAUGAAAAUCAAGACUUAGGUCAUUCAGCUGAUGAUUCAUCUUAUGAUGUUAAUAAAUCUUCUAAAAGGGAAUUUCAAUGUAAACAUUGUAAAACUAAUGAAUCAAUGAUUUGGUUUAGAUCUCCAGGUGCAGCUACACAAAUUCUUACAGAAGAAGGUGAAAUAAUUGCAUUAUGUAUAAGAUGUGCAAGAUUAUGGAGAAGAUACGCAGUUAUUUGGGAAGAACCAAAUGAAGUUUUAAGGAAAACAGGUCAAAAAGGUGGUUAUGGUUGGAAAAAAAAAUUAGAAAGUGAAUUAAUGGAUGAUUGUAAUUUAAUUUUAAAAGCAAAAGCUGAGUACGUUUCUAAUAAUGGUGAUGUUUCAAGGAAAAGAAAACAACCUUCAGUGGAACCAGUUAAUGCUAGUGAUACUAGUACUAAUACUACUAAUAAUCAUACACCUAUUAAUGAACCUGUUAAAAAAGCUAAAGUGGAAAAUACUAAUACUACUGCUACUGCUAAAUCUAUUAGUCCUUCACCUGAGAAAAAAUCAAAUAUUAAAGAGAAAAGACAAUAUAAUAAAAAACAAUCAGAACAAGCUAAAGAUGAAAAACCAGAAAUUUUAGUUUCUACGAUUGUGGCAGAGAAUCCACAUGUUAAUUUACAACAAUUAAUAACUGAACGUUAUUAUCAUUUAACUUCAAAUAUUUAUAAUUCAAGAUUAAAAUUUCAUGAAUUCCCAAAUCAAAGAUCUCCAUUAAUUGCUCAAUCUUCAUCAAAAUUAAUUAAACCAAUAACAAAUAAUAAAAAAUGUGCAGUUUGUCUUGAAGAUAGUGAACCUUCAACAUCAUUAUUUUGUUAUGGAUGUGGAAUUAAUUUACAUCCCCAAUGUUAUGGUAUUGAUUCAGAUGAUGUUAAAAAUCCAUUUGGUAGUUAUAAAUGGUAUUGUGAUCCAUGUUCAAAUUCUUUAAAUCCAUUAAUUUCAACAAAUUAUAAAUGUUGUCUUUGUGGAAUUUAUCAUAAUGAUGAAAUUAUUAAAGCUGGUUUGAAAAGAACAAAUGAUGGUAAAUGGGUUCAUAUGUUGUGUGCAUUAAUGAAUCCUCAUGUUAAAAUAUUGGAUACUGGUAUGUUACAACCUAUUUUUGGUAUUCAAAAGGCAAUUGCACAUAAAUAUAAAGAAGGUAAAAAUUCAAAAUGUUGUGAAAUUUGUAACAUUCCAGUUACUUUAAAAGAAGCACAACAACCAAAUAAUAAGACACAUAUUGGAUUUAAAAUUAUUACAGAGAAUAAACCUGAUAGUAAAUGUAUUAAAAUUGGUAAUAUAUUUGGGAAAUUAACACCAAUUGUUAUUUGUGAAAGACAUGAAAUUACAUCAUUAAAUUUUGAUUUUAUUUCAUUUACAACUGAAGUUAAACGUUAUAAACAAUCAAAUGUUGGUACAGCUUUACAAGUUUAUAUUGAGGAUAUUAAAAAACCAAAUCUUAAUGGAUUAACAGGGGUUCAAGGUAGAUUUGCUGAAUUUCAAGAUUCAUUAAAAAUUUUACAAGAUUCACAAAUUAAAAUUGAAGAAAAUGAAGAUGAAUUAAAUGAAGAUUCAAAUAAUUCUAAAAAUUGUGAAUCAUGUGGUACCAAUAAAACAUUAAAAUGGAUAAAGACAAAGAAUGGUAAAAAAUGUUAUAAUUGUGAUGUUAAAGAUCAAAAUGAUCAAGAUGUUGAAAUGAAAGAUGUGAAUGAUGAUGAUACUAUUGAUUCAAGAGAUAAUGAUGAAAAUGUUUAUGAAAAAAUUGUUGAAAUUUCAAAUGGUGAAUUAUAUGGACAAAAUUAUGGAAUUAUUGAUUAUAAUGAUCAUGUUGAUAAACCUGCGGGUGCAGAUGAACCAGAAUUUUAUGAAUUUCAAGCAACACCUCAACAUCAACAACAACCACAACAAUUACCAUUUAAAAAUGGGAAAGUUUCAGAAUAUAGAUAUUAUCCACCACCUCCAUCAAAAGAAGAAGAAUUAUUACCAAGUAUGAUGAAAUUAUCUAAAAAUAAUAAUGAUUCAUCAUCAUCAAAUUAUUCAUCUAUAGAUCAAGUUCAAACUUUAAAUACCCCACCACCAGUUCUUAGAUCUCAAUUAGAACCAAAUAGUGGGUUGGCAACUCCAACACCAAGUAAGAUUAUAAGAAAUGAAAUUUCAGAUAAUUCAAUAUUAAAACAUCCAUCAGUUUUAGCAUCGAAUGUUGUUACUAAGAGUGAUGAAAUUAAUAAACAUUCAAUUAAAUCAAUAAUGAAUAAUGAAGAACCAAUAAAGAUUGAUAAUGUUGAAAAAGAAGUAAAAGAGGAAGCUAAAGAGGAGGUUAAGGAAGAAGUUAAAGAGGGAGCUAAAGAAGAUGUUGAACAAGUGGGAAAUGAACAAGAAAAAAAGGAAACUGAAAAACAGAAGGAAAAGGAAGAACAUGUUGAAACUAAAAAGAUGUCAAUCAAUAAUAUUCUUGGAUAA
This is a messenger RNA of Hansenula ciferrii, 4632 nucleotides long. RefSeq names its product DNA-binding E3 ubiquitin-protein ligase SNT2 (gene SNT2). The transcript has a single exon. Gene Ontology annotation, biological process: histone catabolic process. NCBI's taxonomy places the organism in Eukaryota, Fungi, Ascomycota, Saccharomycetes, Phaffomycetales, Wickerhamomycetaceae. Gene Ontology annotation, molecular function: ubiquitin-protein transferase activity; chromatin binding. The record is from RefSeq and is a predicted model, not a curated record. Gene Ontology annotation, cellular component: Lid2 complex. Bases 1 to 4632 code for a protein of 1543 amino acids.